AAAGACAAUAACAGUGACAGUUUCUUUAGAAAAUUAUGAAAGAUAAAACGGUUUGUUAUUGAAAUAAAACUUUACUUGCUGUAUAAAUUGGGAUCCUUCCAGACUUUCUGAGAAAUCUAUGGAAUAUUAAAUUUCAACCUAAGUGUAUUUACAAUACGAUAAUGUUCGUAAUAACCUAUUUUAAUAUUUUAUUUGUUGCCUUGUUUUUCGUUAACGUUACAAGCACUGCAAAUGUGAAAAACGAAAGAAAAAUUACAGGCAAAGUGGUAGUUGUCACGGGAGGAACAAAAGGUGUCGGUUAUGCUAUAGCUGAUAACUUCUUAAAAAACGGUGCUAAAGCAGGUAUUUUACUUGGCACAAAUGUCACGGAAGGUGAAAGAGCCGAGAGAAAACUAAAUUCCAAAUACGGAAAGAAUAAAGCUGAGUACAUUGAAUGUGACAUCACAACGGACUUAGACACAGUUUCAAAACGAAUCCUUAAGAAGUAUAGAUACGUGGAUAUACUUGUGAACAGCGAAACAAUAGCCGACGAAUAUAAGCCUAGGAGUAUUAUACUAAUAAACACCGUCGGUACGAUUGAAUGGUCAACUAGAUUUUUUAACAGCAUGAGAAAGGACAAUGGUCGAGGUAAGGGCGGUGCCAUUAUUAAUGUAGCGUCCGUGGCUGCCCAUAACAUUGAUCCUACAUAUGUCACAUACAGGGCAUCAAAAUUCGCCGUUUUAGCAUUCUCACAAUCACUGGGCCAUCUGUAUAAUUACAACAUUUCCGGUGUGAGAGUAAUCACACUGUGUCCAGGACCGACCGAUACGCCGUUAGUCUAUAAGGUUUAUUCCUUAUACGAUUUAGAUCUUGUAAAGAAAAUUAUUAAAUAUUAUAACUUUGCUAAAAUACAAUCGCCGGACAACGUAGGCAGAGGCGCGGUGGAAGUAUUCAGAAAUGCUGAAAGUGGCACGUCUUGGGAUAUCGCCGAUGACAAGCCUCCCGUCGAGUCGGCUAAUACCAUAAACAUAGUACCAUUCGAAGAGAUUGAUGACGAUGAGAACACUCAUGCGCAGAAGGAAAAUAAUGCCGAUAAUUCCAAUGACGAGUGUCCACUGAUUUCUACUGAGGUUGCACUUUAAAUUUUAAUACAUUUAAUAGACGAGUCGACCAAAGGAUUUUUUUCUCGAAAUAUUUUUAUGGGAAAAAAAUUUAAGUUUUGUGGAUUUAAAUAUUAUACUAAUACAGGUUUGUUAGUAAUAUCAAGUAUUAAUUUAUUAUUCCAAUAACUACGAACGUAUAGCUAUGUCUUUGGGAAUUUAAGUGGCACUUCAAAAAUAUCGUAAUUAUUAUUUUAGAGUUUAAAAAAUUUGACAAUUAAGAAAUGUUUGCUUAUUAAAAUAUGUCAUUGUAUUGAUUGCGUUCGUUGUAAUAUAUUAUGUAAACCUGUUUUUUUAUGGCCUUAGCUAGUUAUCUGAAUUUUAAUAAAAUACAUGGUAUUUAUCCGUUUUAUUUUAUUUUAUAAUGUCUUCAUGAAAAAAAGAAAAAAUUCUAAAAAAAAUAACUCGAUAAAUGUAAUUCCUCUCAUCUCGAUGGCGGAGAUCGGUGCGGAGGUGUUCAGAAUACACGUUCUUUUGAUUGUCAAUGAUGAGCAGAUUUUCAAAUCUUUCCCGUUGUCAAGUUGUUAGAUAAUGUUUCAAAAAAAAAAAAUCGUUAUGUCUUUUAAACAGUCGAUACAAGCCUGUUUAAUCCACAACCACUCCGAAGUGCUAUUAACGACUGGCGACACAAUAAAUAGAGCAAAACAGAAAUAUCCGGCCGCAGGGCCAUUUCUGGUUCUCACUACGGCUUACACGAAGCUUAGAAUAGUGGUGUAUUUUAAGUAAGGGUCUCUUUCGUAUUGGAGAGAGUUAAAGUCGUAGUUUGAAGAUAAUCCUAUCAACGGCUCCUAAAUUCUGAACGAUAUACGAGUGAACCCUGGUAUGAAAACUGUUUGCGGCAAAAUAGGGAGAAUCGAGGUGCUUUAUGGUAUAAUUACCAUUACUAACAUUUUGUGGGAGUCCAUUACGCCAUGCUGCUCAUUAAUUAUGAGACAAAAAUACGAUAUUACACAUAUAUCUAAUAUACUAUUUGAUAUAAUAUAAAAAGGAUUGGAUUGGAUAUAUGUAAGAAACACAAAAUUAUCAUAAGACUAAAACUCCAUCAAAAUACACAAAUAUACGUAUGUAUAUAUUUUAUUUAGUAUGAAUGCAGAAAUGUGUUUUCCAAAGAAACAAUAAAUCAUUAGUUCGAAUGGCACCGCCACAUAAAGCAACCGUAUUCCGCGUGUCCAACGAGGUCAUUUUCCAUCCUCGCUCAUGGGAGUUUCUUAUUGGGGCUUAACAGAGGUACAUUUUUGUGAGAAAGGUGUAAAAACGAAUGCAGUUGUGUAUCAAAAUACAGUCCUGACGAACCUUGUGGAACCUGUUUCUUAUACCAUGUUCAAUAACAGGCACUGGGUAUUCCAACAAGAUUCGGCGCCAACUCAUAGAGCGAAGAGCACACAAGACUGGCUGGCGGCGCGUGAAAUCGACUUCAUCCGGCACAAAGACUGGCCCUCCUCCAGUCCAGAUUGGAAUCCGUUAGAUUACAAGAUAUGGCAACACUUGGAGGAAAAGGCGUGCUCAAAGCCUCAUCCCGAUUUGGAGUCACUCAAGACAUCCUUGAUUAAGGCAGCCGCCGAUAUUGACAUGGACCUCGUUCGUGCUGCGAUAGACGACUGGCCGCGCAGAUUGAAGGCCUGUAUUCAUAAUCACGGAGGUCAUUUUAAAUAAACUUUAGUGUCAUAAGAAUCUAUGUUUUGUUAAGUUCCUUUUGGUAUAUGAAUGGUUACAUAAUGAAUAAACUUGUUUCAAUUAUUUUACAUUAAACAUGUGACAGAAUUUAUGACCUGACUAGGUAUAAUUACAAUAGGUACGGUGUGAGAGUUUUGACGCUGUGUCCAGGACCAACAAACACGACACUUGUGAAUAAUGUGUAUAAUUUGUACGAGAGAAAACUAGUAGAAAAAGUUAUUAAGUAUUACAACUUUGCCACUAUACAGUCAUCGGAUAAUGUCGGAAGAGGUGCCGUGGAAGUAUUUAGAAGUAGUGAAAGUGGUAAAUCUUGGGAUAUUGUGGACGAAAAACCACCCGGGGAGUCUCCAAAUACUACAACGGUAAUGCCAGAAGUUUGAGGCGACUUUCUUUGGUUUUGACCGAUUAUUAGACCAGUAGUAAAAAAUAAAUUAUACUUUUAACGAGUCACAAGCUUAUAAUAUAAAGUUCAAUCAUUUUUAAAUAAUGAACCGACAAACAAUGCUUCAGCCAAGAUGUGAGGAAGUUGAGUUGUAUUCCUGUAAACUGACGAUUCAAAAUUUGUAUUUUAGAACAUGUUUUUUAUGCAAGAUUAUUUUAAAAAACGUCGUUAGCACGAUUCAAGAUUUUUUCUGGGCUUUCUUCGACUCUGUGAUAGCUAGAAUAUAUUUUUUCAAUAUUCAUAAUAUCUCUAUUAUACAGAGACAUAACUUUUUCCUUAUAAAUGUAUACUGUGACGAUAUUCACUUGUCAAAUGACUGUAACAAACUGACAGACUAUUACAUUUGGAAAUUAGCUAUGGCCUUCUAAAGGCUUCCAAAUAGACUCAUUUUUCACUAAAUUAAAAUUAAUUUUAUUACAGUCCAUGUUGUCGAAUCCAAUUCCUACUGAUUUAAGCCAACGCUGGUUGUUGUAAUCUAACCAAAACUAUGGCAAGUUAGUAUCUGAUUAACGGUCAAUAAUGAUCUUACUUAGUUUUUUUAGUAUUAAUUAUUUUUUGGUAUAUAAAACUUGUUUUGUGUAUUAAAGCAUUAGUGUACAAGCAAUAUUUGAGUCCAAACAUUGAUGACUUUUUUGUUGAGUAACUGUGUUAUAUGGUAACUUACCGUUCGAAAUAAAGUGCAUUUUUGUGUAGCAGCAGCCCGCAGUAAUUUAGUAGCAAAUUCUCAGGAUCUAAACAAACUACGUCAUUCGGCGCUAACCAAAAUAUAAAAAGACAAAUGCUUCUCUACUUUUAAAUGUCAGCGCUUUGGCCUUCAUAACUGUGUUAUUUUAAUGAAAUGCUAAUAUCAGAUUAUCAUUCUUGGAGACCUAUUUAGACAAAUACGAAGUAUUUAAUUAAAAAAAAAAAAACAAUAUCA
This is a messenger RNA of Bombyx mori (domestic silkworm), 4174 nucleotides long. Its product is annotated as alcohol dehydrogenase 2. The transcript has a single exon. The record is from RefSeq and is a predicted model, not a curated record. NCBI's taxonomy places the organism in Eukaryota, Metazoa, Arthropoda, Insecta, Lepidoptera, Bombycidae. Bases 162 to 1121 code for a protein of 319 amino acids. Gene Ontology annotation, cellular component: cytoplasm. Gene Ontology annotation, molecular function: oxidoreductase activity, acting on the CH-OH group of donors, NAD or NADP as acceptor.